CCCUACAAUGGUGUGCUUACUAAACCAAGUGGCUUUGAAUUUGCAGUGAUGUCGCUGUUCCCAGACCUCCCUCCCUCACUCUGGUGGAUCCAUUCUGUGAGGCAGUGCAGCACUCAGACAGCUCUGAUGGCAGAGUGGGGCAGGUGGACUGUACACGCUGAGAAACCAGCAGCAUCUGAUAGUGAAAUUUAGAACAAGAGAGGAUAAAAAAAGACGAAGGAGCAGAGUCUUUGGAGAGCUGAGGUCUCGGUCUGUCUACCCACCCCCUUACUCUCUCUCAUAUGCACACACCCCACACACAGACACACUCUCUCCCCUCUUCCCUCCCCAUUCGUUUGCUCCACUCUCCGAUGCUGGUGUGGUGAACAACAGGACACUCUUGGCUGGGCUGCAUGGAGGCACAGGGAGGGGCAGGGAGCCCAGAGCCCAAUAAAGACAUUCAGAAACUGCUGAAGCCCUCCAGCUCAGGCGACCUAUCUAGGGAUUUGUUCCAGCAUCCAGCAGGGGAGGAGGAGGGCGGUUUGUCAGGGCACACAGCUAGCCUUCUACACAUCACUGAGAAGAGACGUGAGUACCGUGAACCUCUGAGUAGUGUAUCUUCUUUGGAGGUGCACUUUGACCUCUUGGAUCUGACUGAGCUGACAGACAUGUCUGACCAGGAACUGGCUGAAGUUUUUGCUGAUUCUGAUGAGGAGAACCACAACGAGUCCCCAGCAGAUCUUCCCUUCCAGCACCCCACCAAGUUCCCACAGUUCCCACUGCCUCUGUUAAGUUCCCAUCAGUCUGUGCUGCCUAAAGGGGGGUACAUGCGCUCCCCCUCGUGGACUCGCUGCAGCAAAGUCGAGCCACCACGAGAGAGAAAGCACCACAGCGACUCAGACACCGUAGAGCCCUUAAUGAAGCUGGAAAGGUCAAAGCAGCUGUGAUGUCCAGGGUGAAACAACGCAGAGGACCACAGAAAGAGGAAACCCAGAGCAGACAAACACAGCUAGAGUGGAAACACUAAGUGGACCAAGAGGCCCCCAUUUCGCCACCGUGCACUCACAUAAUGUUUCAUGGUGCUGAAUAGAUGAGUUCAGGUUGAACUCAGGACACUGUGCUCUGUAUUCGAACUAAAGAUGAGAUGUGCAAUACCUAAACUCUCCAUCCCUUUUCCCCUUUUUUCUUUGUCACAUACUCAAACACACACACACACAAACACACAGACAUAUAGCUAUAAUGUUUUUCAUGCAAAUAGUUCUUAAUGCACUCUUGGCUGCUGGAAGAUUUUAAGCUUUGUUUAUAGAAAACAGACAGGGUAUGAGGUCCGCAGAAAACCAGCGCCUCCAUCCUUACAGCCUCUCAGGGUGGGAUUAGCCUAGACAACGUGGGUGGCCCUUACAGUUCUGUCCACAGCACAUGGUCAGACUUUGUAAGUAAAGUUCAAGCAAUUUCCGCAUUGCAAAAACAGGAUAUGAGAUGAAAUGUAAAUCAACAGAGAUGGCCAAAAUUAAAUAUCACAAUGAGGUUUUUACUUAAUGUGACAAAGUAGCCUGCAAACUCAGACAGUGAAAGUGAGUUUGCGUAAGGCCACUCUGUCCAUCACAUCUUCUCCAUUUUAAUGUAGAACGUGUGGUGUUUAUUACAUUUACCUCCAUGAAAAUAUUGCACUUCUCUCACUGACUUUUAUUUACAGUGCCCUCCAGAAUUAUUGGCAUUUGGUGCAGACGACUCAAAAGAUAAACAGACCAAGUACCAAGCUAUAUCCAAAAUGCUUCAGAGCACUUUUUAGUUCGAUGGCUCUUAAUACAAAAUUUAUUUUCUCUUUUCUUUAUUAACAUCACGAUGGCUGCCACUGUUACUGCUAAGAUGACUGGAAGUUAGUGUUGGUGGUCACAUGCCAUUAUAUGAGAUGCAAAAUACUUGAAGCAGUCAGAAAAAAAGGUAGACUUGAACUACAGUCAGGGAGACUUGAUGAACUUUGCAAGAACGCCAAAAACUACAAUCAAGUGCCAACAAUUUUAUAAUCAUCUUCAUGAAAAUGAAUGACCUUGUAAUGCAAUAUUUCACAUUUUUCUACGCAAAAGUUAUAGCUGAUUACUUGAUUAAUUUAUCUGAUAUUUAGCUUGUCUAUACCAGGAGUGCCAAUAAUUCUGAAAGCCGAGACACGAUGGAUAAAAAGUUACACUGGAAUGGGUGAAGAAUAAUAAACAUCUUCAAGUUG
This is a messenger RNA of Sphaeramia orbicularis (orbiculate cardinalfish), 2203 nucleotides long. It is a transcript of the gene dbndd1, whose product is annotated as dysbindin domain containing 1. Gene Ontology annotation, cellular component: cytoplasm. The coding region runs from base 393 to 926 and encodes 177 amino acids. The record is from RefSeq and is a predicted model, not a curated record. The transcript has 5 exons. Lineage: Eukaryota; Metazoa; Chordata; Actinopteri; Kurtiformes; Apogonidae. Gene Ontology annotation, biological process: negative regulation of protein kinase activity.